Messenger RNA from Anopheles coustani, 2015 nucleotides. It is a transcript of the gene Ns1, whose product is annotated as guanine nucleotide-binding protein-like 3 homolog. Gene Ontology annotation, molecular function: GTP binding. Lineage: Eukaryota; Metazoa; Arthropoda; Insecta; Diptera; Culicidae. Gene Ontology annotation, cellular component: nucleolus. The coding region runs from base 73 to 1866 and encodes 597 amino acids. The record is from RefSeq and is a predicted model, not a curated record. The transcript is spliced from 2 exons.
GGCCAACCAGAUCAUCUGAAAAACGUGUUGCCGAUUGACCUGCGAUCAGAAAACACACAAAAACUGUAGAAAAUGGCCUUAAAGGCGCUGAAAUGUCGUCAGUCGAAACGGCAAAAAGCAUCGCUUCGAUACAAGGUGAUCAAGAAGAUCGCCGACAGCAAGCGCAAGAAGGCAAAGGAAGCAAAGAAGCUGCCAAAGCUGAAGAGCAAGAAGCAAAGGUUGAUCCAGGUGCCGAACAUUUGUCCAUUCAAGAAGGAAGUUCUCGACGAGGUGCAAGAGUACAAGCAAAAGCAAGAGGAACUUCGCCUCAAGCAACGUGAGGCGGAGAAGCAGCAGCGGCAUGAAGCACUCCGCUCGCGAACGCUCCAGUCAAUGGUAGCGGAGGCGGAGAGGCGUCAAGAUCAGUUCGACCCGGAAACAAAGGAAGAGGAGAAGUACGGUAACUUCACCAGCAACGCCAAGGAGAACUCGCUAAAGGCUUACUUUAAGGAGUUUAAAAAAGUUAUCGAUGCCGCCGACGUGGUGCUGGAGGUGGUAGAUGCUCGCGAUCCACUCGGUACCCGGUGUGCAGAGGUGGAAAAAAUCGUUCGCGAAGCACCGGGACAGAAACGGUUGGUGUUGAUUCUGAACAAAGCCGACCUGGUGCCCCGCGAUAACCUGGAACGUUGGAUGAAAUAUCUACGCCGUAAGUGCCCUGUGAUUCCCUUCAAGGCGACGACACAAACGCAGAAGCACAACAUUGGCCACAAGAAAUUUAAAUCGGCAAAAACUCUCGAAUGUUCCCCGUGUAUCGGUGCCGAUCUGUUGAAGGAACUGCUGGCUAACUACUGUCGCAAUGAUAACAUCCGCACGUCAAUCCGUGUAGGCGUAGUUGGGUUGCCAAACGUGGGCAAAAGCUCCCUGGUGAACUCGCUCAAACGAAAGCGCGCCUGUAUGGUAGGAGCAAGGCCUGGUGUAACAAAACAGAUGCAGGAAGUUCAGAUUGAUUCGCACGUCAAGCUGCUCGACAGUCCUGGCAUUGUGUUCCAACGGCCAAAGGAACAGGAUCACAACAGGUUCUUUGCACUAAGGAACGCACAGAAGGUAACCGAAAUCCAAGAUCCGUACCCUCUGGCGGUCGACAUUCUGAAGCGAGGUACUACGAUGUACUUCUGCAAGCUGUACGACAUCAGCGAGUAUCACACGGCGGAUGAGUUUUUGGCGAAGAAAGCGAUCCAAAUGGGAGCGCUGGCAAAGAAGGGUGUUCCGGACGUAAAGAAAGCCGCACGAACGCUUAUCGAGGAUUGGAACUGUGGAAAGAUCAAAUACUGCACCCACCCACCGGAAGAUAAUGCGGAUGAGGUGCAUUUGGAUGCGCAGCUGGUCACGUCCACGGAGAAUGUUCCCGAGUUUGAUCUGGAGCAGUUGAACGGAGUGGUGGCGCAGCUUAGCGAGCAGUACGACGCAAGCUUCAAGGUGAAAGACGAAGACGGUAUGGAAAAGGGCAUUAAGCAGGAGGACAUUCUUACGAUGGAAACGGAUACCACUGGUCCGGUCAGUAUGCGGCUGGCCAAGGAUGACUACCUUGACGGUGCGCUGGAGAAGUUACUGGGACAAGAGGGCAAAAUAAUCGAGCGGGAUGAACCGAUGGAAGACGGUACCAGCGAUGCAAGGGGUCGCAAGCGUAAGGUAAACGAUUAUGCGGAGGAGGAGAAACGGUACCGGAAGGAUCCCAUGUUUAAGCUGGAAGGAAAUCAAACGACUAACCGAAACCUGAAGCAGGAGCUUAAAAAACGUAAGAAGCUGCUUAACAAGCUCGAAAGCAAGGGACUAAAGUCGAAGAAAGAAGCGUACGAUUUUGAGGCAGAUUAUGGGAUGGAUGAAUGAAAUACUUUACGGCUAUCCGUAGAAACAUACGUGUUUGUCAUCAAACAUAGAAAAUGGCAGAAAUUACAUUUACCCUUGCUUUAGAAUUAACUGCAACAACCGAACCCAAUAAAAAAUAAAAUCGUUCGAUGCACCCAUAAAACAAUGUU